CGGGGAUCGGCUGCGCACUGUUUUGCGAUGUGUAAUUUCCUCUCUCCAGGGGGGGAGAGGGAAGUCGAAUAUAUCAUGUAGGUACCCUUCCACGUUUGCUUCCUUGCCGCAAGCCUCUUUUUGUGCAAAAAAUGGCCCAGUUUGAAGUCGAAGCGUUUACUCUGCUGGCCAUCGCCGUCGUGGCCAUCGCCAUCCGUGUCGCUGCACGAUGGACCACCGCGGGACCCAGCAACUUCCAGCUCGACGACUAUCUCAUGCCAUUGGCUGGGGUGGUGUACGGCCUCGAGACAGGCGCUGCGUUCUGCGUCGGAGCUUGGUGGCAGGGCCUCGCCAACAACGCCAUGACAGACGAGCAGCGCGCCGCUCUCGAUCCGGCGUCGCAAGAGUAUGCCCUGCGUGUUGGCGGGUCCAAGACGCAGGUCCUCGGCUGGUCUCUGUAUACGACCCUGCUGUGGUUGUUGAAGAUCUGCAUGGCCAUCUUCUACUCGCGACUAACAGCCGGAUUAAUCAACAUGAAAGUCCGCGUCAAGGUCGCAUACGUCCUCAUCGGGGUUACCUACAUCGCCGUCAUCUGCUCCAUCCUUUUCGGCUGCCAUCCGAUGAAAAAGAACUGGCAGAUCCACCCCGACCCUGGGAAUUACUGUCAGCCUGCAGUGUCCAAGAUUGACGUCUAUGUCACGGUGAUUUUGAAUGUCGCGACGGACAUGUAUCUCAUAACCAUUCCCACUCCGAUUCUAUUUAAAGCCCGCCUCCCGCUCCGCGAGAAACUCGAACUACUGAUCCUCUUCUCCGGCGGAACAUUCGUCAUGGCUGCUGGAAUCCUGCGCUGCGUUCUCAUCCUUACUGCCGGCGCAAACGGCGCCUCCCAAGCUGGCAGCUGGGCCUGCCGCGAGACCUUCGUCGCCGUGAUCAUCGGCAACGCACCCAUGAUCUACCCGUACAUGCGGCGCGCGGCCAAAAGCGCAGGCAUAUACAUGACAACGCAGCGGUCACGCACGCGCUCAGGCCGCAGCCAGAGCUACCCACUUUCCGACGGGGGUGAGGUUAAAGUAGGGUUCAAGAGCCCCGGUGCGUCGCAGGCGUCGAAGAAGAGGAGGUUCCGGCAUCCGCUGUCGUUGCCAGAGAGCCAGUGGAGGGAUGAGACGAGCACGGGGGAUGAGGCUUAUAUGCUGGAUAUGCGUCCGCUGCCGAGGCAGAGGAGUGCCGAGGGGUUUGAGUUCCCGGCUAGGAAGCAGGAAUCGGGUGCUGGGGCUGUUGUUACGAGUGGUAGUGGUAGUGGGAGUGGGAGUUUGGAUGAAGAGUUGGUGGGGGAGAUGGGGGGGAUCAAGGUUGUGCAGGAGACCAUUAUUGAGAGGGGGUGAUAUUGUAUAUCUCUUAUGUUUGAAGUUGGACUGUUUUGAUUGUAUAUUCUUUGGUUCGUGUCUAUAUUGUCUACACUUAAUAGAACAUCGUCAGCGCUAGCCGAUCCUCCAGACAUGCCAAUCAGACCAAGACAUCCCCAGCAUGGGACACAGAUAGCUUGCUGUAGGCUUGGCUUUGGGUCUAUCACGUUUGAUUGGAUGUUGACUGGCUUAAGCAAAGUAACAUUCUGCUUUUAAAUGAGAUGUUAUCGCAUUUAGU
Aspergillus versicolor CBS 583.65 is the source of this 1620-nucleotide messenger RNA. RefSeq lists its product as uncharacterized. Bases 132 to 1361 code for a protein of 409 amino acids. NCBI's taxonomy places the organism in Eukaryota, Fungi, Ascomycota, Eurotiomycetes, Eurotiales, Aspergillaceae. The transcript has 5 exons. The record is from RefSeq and is a predicted model, not a curated record.